UCGAAAAUGUGCACUUCCGGGUCAGCCAACGCGCUAGAUAAGCGGUGACGUCAUAUCUCGAGGUGUGCAAAAAAUAAAUGAACUCAUUGAUGGCGCACUGCUGAUGUUCAAGGCGGGUACCGGAUUCAGCUUUUACAAGUCCUAGAGCAGUCGGCCGUUGUCGAGUGGGAAAGCUAGCGACUAGAUAUCACCGGGGAUAUAGGUUUUCCCCUGCUUCCCUUGUCUGUCCGUCUGCGUCUUUCUACUCUCUUCAUUCCCAGAAGGAGGUCAGCGGCGAGGGGUAAGCCAUGCCAUUAUUCGGGAAGUCGGCCAAGACUCCCCAGGAGCUGGUCAAGAUUGCCAAGGAUGCCUUGGAUAUCUUCGAUAAAUGCCAGGAGGGGAAGAAAGCAGAAAAGGCACUGGAGGAUGUGUCCAAGAGUCUGGUGGGAAUGAAGAACAUCCUGUACGGUGUGGGAGACCAGGAGCCUCAGUCAGAUCUGAUCAACCAGCUGGGCCAUGCCAUAUGCCACACUGGUCUGCUACUACUUCUGGUUAAGUACCUGAGACAUCUGGACUUUGAGGCCAAGAAGGACGUGGCUCAAAUCUACAACAACGUGCUGCGGAGACAAAUUGGCAAUCGCAUGCCGGCGGUGGAUUACAUCUGCUCCUAUAAAGAAAUCCUCUUCAUUCUCUGCAAAGGGUACGAAAACCAACAGAUUGCCUUGAAUUGCGGCAUCAUGCUACGGGACAGCAUCCGAUUUUACGAGCUGGCCAGUAUCAUUCUGAAGAGCGAGGAUUUCUUUAAUUUCUUCAACUACGUGGAGAUGUCAACGUUCGACAUUGCCUCUGAUGCCUUUGCCACGUUCAAGGAGCUGCUAACUAGACACAAAGUCCUGUGUGCAGAGUUUCUGGAGGGGGAAUACGACAGAGUAUUCACAGAGUACCAGAAGCUGCUCAACUCAGAAAACUACGUCACAAAGCGACAGUCCUUAAAGCUUCUCGGUGAGCUCCUACUUGACAGACACAACUUCACCAUCAUGACCAAGUACAUCAGCAACACAGACAACCUCAAACUCAUGAUGAACAUGCUGCGAGACAGUAGUCGGAAUAUACAAUUUGAGGCCUUUCACGUUUUCAAGGUUUUUGUAGCCAACCCCAACAAGACCCCAGCCAUCCUCAACAUCCUCAACAAGAACAAGGCCAAGCUGGUCGAGUUCCUGACGGCAUUCCACACAGACAGGACAGAGGACGAACAGUUCAACGAUGAGAAAGCCUACCUCAUCAAGCAGAUCAAGGAACUCCAGCCCUCUGAGCCCUCGUAAUAGGGCUUGCUCUAGCCUUCUUAAUCCAAACGGUGAUGUAGUUGAGACCUUUUUCCGAGACCUCAUGAGACUCGGUGCUCGGACAAUACUUGUGACCGCUUUCAAGAUCCCCGGUGGAAGGGACGCACUGCAUGCGCUAAUGGUUUGGGCAUGUAUGACACGAAGUACGCACAGCUAAUUUUAUUCUUAUCGGUUACGUCUUUGCAUUAGCGCCAGGUGCCAUGCAUUCAAAAGUUCCUCCCAGUGGUCCCUCACAAAACUCUCCCUUGGUAAUUGUCGAGGGAGUACUUGCACACUGAGUCCACAUGCACAAGUCCAAUUGUUAAAAACCCCCAAAAAGCCACCGAAGGUCUCGGAAAAGAACUCGACUACAUCACUGAUUCCAAGGGAUAGGGAACGUAUGAGAAGGCGUGGCUUAAGGUGGGUUGGGAGGGGGUUGGCAUCUACACGUAGCAGAGAUUGUGAAGCAUUGAUUGAUAUAGCACAUUAAUAAAAAAAAAACCAAUGAAAAGGCAUUUUGGCUAGGAACCGUCCUAACUUGUCCAAUUUUCUCUGCAUGAUUCGAAUGGCACAUUCUUUGUACUCAGAAGGAGCAUCGAGCCCAAUAUUAAGAAAUAGCAGCCCGGGCUGUACUUUCCUCAAUCUUGCAAAAUCCUUAAUAACAGUAAUGUGUAUUUAUAAUGCACACGUAUCCACCAGUAUCGGUGUUCAAGGCGCUAUGUCGUUAUUACCCUGCUCAUUGGGCCACUAAAUCAUUCCAAAGGCAAUCGCACCUCCCUGGGGAGUAUACAAGUCCAUGCUGCCAUUGCGGCACAAAGCAGCUAAAAUCAAUCACAGUAACCAUCUCUGCCCUCACAGGUACCCAUUUGCUCCUGGGUGGGGAGAAGCAAUGAGUGACAAAUGCACAAAAUCCUUCAAACCUUAUAAUUGGGUUAAGCGUAAUUUGUGUGCUCAUGCCACAAAAUAUGUCUCGUUCAAAUGACGUCAUUUCCUACAGACCAUCCACGUGCAUCGGCAUUUUGAGAGUCAACUUGCAUAACGCGCAUCGGCUGCGUCGUAUUUCGAACACAUUUCAAGCAACAAGCGUGUUUGGAACAUUUUCAACUCUAAAAUUUCAAUUACAUAAAAUACGCAGUUGCAGUUCUUCUACAGAGAUGGCUGUCUUUGAGAGAGACCUAUUCAAAGUAUGAAACCACUAUUAUGCCCAUUACCCUAUGCUUUGCAUGUGUGAUGUGUGCUUCAUUUCAAGAGACACAACUCCAAACUAGACACGUACUGGAUUGAUGCUUGUCGCCACAGAUCUCUGCUAUGGUACGAUACCGUGCAUUUUAGAUAGUAUAUAGCUGUAGCUUAGCAUUAACUGUAGAUAACUAGCGUAGGAACAGUUGAUGAUGUCGUUUUUUCUUCCUUGACAACCAAGAUGUAAGAUUUAAUGUCUUCAAAUAAAAAGGAGCACAUUUCUGUGAGCUUGUAAAUAGGCAAGGACCAGUGGUUUGUUAAAAUGAUGUAACGUCCGUAACGCCCGUCAGGUUGCUUUACUUCUUUUAAUUGUACGAGUCGUCACAAAGAGGCACAACUGAAUCCAGAGAGUGUUUCUUUGUCAAAUCCCAGCACUGACACCAUUUAUGUUUUCCCAUCAUUCCAAACAGUUGUGUAGUUGAAUCUAUCACGAGUCAUUACGUGUCCUCACAAGUCCUCACAAGUCCUCAUAAGUCCUCACAAGUUCAUCACAAGUUCUCGAAAGUCCAUCUUGAGUCGUCCAGUUCCGGGUCAAGUCACGACCUACUCAAAAAACAAAAAGGCAUUCUUUUGUGUAUGUGCGUAGUUUUUUGUUUUCAAAUAUUCAACCCGGCAAAAAGCUAUUUGAAUAGUCGGUUGAUGAUCGAAUACUCGGGACAGCUCUACUUGUGAUUUGCUUGUGAGUGGACUUGUGUUAACACUGUUAACAUUGUUAACAACUUAACAACUAUACUGUUAACAAAGUAACUGUUAACAUUGUUAACAACUUAACAACUUUACUGUUAACAACGUAACUGUUAACAUUGUUAACUGUUUAACAACUUUACUGUUAACAACUUAACUGUUAACAUUGUUAACUGCUUAACAACUUCACUGUUCACAACUUUACUGUUAACAUUGUUAUUUUGUUAACAAUGUUAACAACUGUUAAUGUUGCUAAGUUUAACAAUUGCUCACAUUGAAUGAACACAAGGACAACCAAAAAGCAAAUAACAAUAACAACACCAAUACUAAUAAGAAGGAUGGGUCUCGUUUUUAUUUAUAGUCAUGUAAGCGUAGUGUUGGCAUUUUCACGGUUUAUGAGAAAGGACGUAUGUUCUUUUUGUAAAUAUUUUGGGGGACUUUUUAAUGAUUCAAAUCUGUUUUGAUCCGUGUCAAAGAAAACAAAUGCUGUUUGUAUUAAAUCAGAUAUGUUUGAUACCACCUUUACAGGGUUUCCAAAAGAGAAAAAAAGAAAAGAAAAUGAAAUUAAUUGUGACUACGGUGAAGAUGCCAAAUGUUUCAUUCUGGAUUUGUUUUUCUUUUUUUGUCGACGGUCUCCUAGCCAAUGAAAUAUUUUUGUUGUUGAACUAAAGGCGUACGGCCUGGGUGACCUGUUAAAUUCAUUUAGUAUAUUUUUUAGUUUCAUAGAUUCUAUUCCAUAACAUAUUGUAUCCACAGUUAUUUUUACCUCGUGUUUUGUUGUUGCUGGUUGCGCGAUGUAAAUAUUAAUAUCAACAUUACAUUGAAUGUGCCAAGUUGUAUUGGGUUUGACUAUUAUUUUGAACAGUUCAGCUAACUCAAAAAGAAAACCCAGGAAAUUUGAAGGAGAAAGUAUUGAUCUGCAAAUUUUAGCAAAAAAUACGAUCCAAAUUAGCCUCAAGCAAGUUACGUAACUUGUAGUUGGUUUGGCUUGGUACUUGUGUUAGGAAAAUUAAUACACCACAAAGUCAGUUCCUUUUAUUGUUUAUUUGGAAAUUUGUAAUAAAAGCUGUAUCCUCUCUGAGUGAUCCCGUUUGCCAUUUCCCAGGUUUGCAGCAUUGCUAAUGUUGCUAGCAUCGUGACUUUGGGCGUGAUCCCUGGCUACAUGGCAUAUAUGGGUUAAUGGCUUCUGACUAGCGCCCCUUGAACAAAGACAUUGAUGAAAUGGGGAACCGCCAACAUAGGGCUGGAUAGCUCAGUUGGUAGAGCACUGGAACGGCAAUCUGGAGGUCAUAGGUUCAAACCUGUCAAUUUCUUUGUUUAACUUUCAAACUAAAACUUGUUAGGGAAACUGCGAAGUUGUACCAUUUCACACUAGCAAAGUUUUACAUUUCACAGAACAAUCAUAGAGUUACUUGUUUAAAUUACAACAAGAAAAUUACAAUGUAUUGACAGUUAUUUGUUUGUAACGAUUAUAAUGUUUGAUUAAUUUUUCAGAUUCAUUUCAAUGCAAUAUAUUACUGUAUGAUAAGAUACUCAGAAAACUUGUAUGAACUUAAUUUGAGAAUACAGAUUGAAGAUGGAAAUUAAUGUAUUUUGGUUUUUAGGGGAAAGAAAUAGUAGAUACAACACUAUGUCCCAACUUGGGAAAGUUUGCCUGCGCGCACUAAUCAGAGAACAGAUUGUCUCCAGAUGAAGAUGCUUGUUUGUUAUCUCUGAGGAUAAUGUUUGUAAAAAAAACCCUGAUUUUCAAGUGAAAUUAUAAAAAUAGAUUAAUUUCCUUUACACUUAAUGUUGUUCCUAUUUGUUACUGACAGAAAUGAUUGACACUUCAAAGGAAACUGAAUGUUUUUUUCUAAAAAACAUUGGAAAGUCAAAAGAGUUUUUUUUCAAAAUCUAUGUUUGCAUGGUCUAUCCAUUCAGUUCAUGAGUUGAAACAGUCAUCGCAAUGUGUUUGGUUAAUAAUUUGUUGUUUUUUGGACUGCUCUUAACGAUAUUGUGUUGUGGAUUGUUUCAAAAAUUGUUUUAAAUGUCCAGGAUUUUAUUUUUUUGGCAGAGGCCUUGGUAAAAUGUGAACCCACAACUUACAGCUUUUUAGCGCAGUUGCCUCAACCAUAAACCCAUUUGGGUUGUAUGGGCAGGAUGGGUGGUUCAAUUCACCUAUCAAUAAAGACAGUCCUCGAAUCACACCAUAACACAUUUUUUUUUUACAAAUAUCAAUUCGUAAUUUAGGUCUUUCUAAUUGUGUACAUAGCUCUUGAAAAAAUGUCAUUGUUCCCAUAUAAAUUAUGUAUAUUUUAUUUUUGUUUUUUGAACGUUGUAUUUACUUAUUUGUUUAACAGGUUUAUUGAGAAAAUGUAGCCACAAAGUUUUUUUAAAUGAUGAAUGAAUACGUAAUGAAGUCAACGACCAUAUUAACAAAUUCAAAGUUUCUCAAAUUAAAAGUUUGUUUUUUUCGUUUCACCCUGUAACAAAAAAAUAUAUGAUUGAUUAAAUAUACAUGAAACUUU
Molecule: messenger RNA, 5731 nt
Organism: Patiria miniata (bat star)
Lineage: Eukaryota; Metazoa; Echinodermata; Asteroidea; Valvatida; Asterinidae
Product: calcium-binding protein 39-like
Exons: 8
Coding region: 288-1301 (337 amino acids)
Biological process (GO): intracellular signal transduction
Molecular function (GO): protein serine/threonine kinase activator activity
Source: RefSeq, a predicted model, not a curated record